CUCCACGAAUUAAAACUACCCAAGUGACAGUUUACGACUGGGAGAGAUUCCGCAGUAGGCCAUUGAUACUACCAGGCCACACUAGCACUUCUCUCCGGUUGGAGAGGGGGAAAUAGAAGUACACAUCCGUACCCGCGUUCAUCUCUCCCUCUAGAAUCAUGGAUUUGCUACCGGCGGAGUCGUCGCAGAUCAAGAAGAAACACGGAUUCCGGUCGCUGAAACUAGUAAACAUAGACAUGGACGACGCCCUAUCCGAAAAGCCCUUCGGAGUCGACUACGGGAGGCUCGACAACGGACUCUGCUACUACGUUCGAUCCAACUGCAAGCCUAGAAUGAGAGCUGCCCUAGCACUCGCCGUCAAAGCUGGCUCAGUUUUGGAAGAGGAGGAUGAGCGUGGAGUUGCUCAUAUAGUCGAGCAUCUUGCCUUCAGUGCUACAAAGAAAUACACCAAUCAUGAUAUUGUUAAGUUUCUUGAAAGUAUAGGGGCAGAAUUUGGCCCUUGUCAGAAUGCUGUCACAUCUUCUGAUGAAACUGUUUAUGAGUUGUUUGUGCCUGUUGACAAGCCAGAACUGUUAUCUCAGGCCAUUUCAGUCUUGGCAGAAUUUAGUUCAGAGGUGCGAGUCUCAAUGACUGAUUUGGAGAAAGAAAGAGGGGCUGUUAUGGAAGAGUAUAGAGGGAAUAGGAAUGCAAAUGGCAGGAUGCAGGAUGCACAUUGGGUUCUCAUGAUGGAAGAUUCAAAGUAUGCUGAGCGUUUGCCAAUUGGGUUAGAAAAGGUAAUCCGGACAGUCUCAGCUGACACGGUGAAGCAAUUUUAUAGGAAGUGGUACCAUCUACACAAUAUGGCGGUGAUAGCUGUUGGAGAUUUUUCUGAUACGCAGAAUGUAGUUGAGUUAAUAAGGACACAUUUUGGAGAUAAAAUGUCAGCACCUGAACCUCCACUCUUACCAUACUUCCCAGUUCCAUCUCACGAAGAACCCCGUUUUUCAUGUUUCAUUGAAUCCGAAGCUGCUGGGUCUGCUGUGAUGAUCAGCUGUAAGAUGCCUGGGGAUGAGCUAAAAACUGUGAAGGACUAUAGGAAUUUACUUGCGGAGUCCAUGUUUUUUCAUGCUCUGAACCAGAGGUUUUUUAAAAUAUCUCGUAGAAAAGAUCCAUCGUAUUUUUCAUGCUCUGCUGCUGCAGAUGUUCUAGUUCGCCCAGUGAAAGCCUAUAUAAUGACUUCGUCUUGUAAAGAGAGAGGGACAAUUGCAGCAUUAGAAUCCAUGCUCAUUGAGGUUGCUAGGGUUCGGCUACAUGGAUUUUCUGAACGUGAAAUUUCUGUUGUUCGCUCCUUGUUGAUGUCAGAGAUUGAAUCUGCCUAUAUGGAGCGUGAUCAAAUGCAAUCAACCAGCCUGCGAGAUGAAUAUUUACAACAUUUUCUUCGUAACGAACCUGUCAUUGGGGUAGAAUACGAAGCACAACUUCAGAAAACUAUUAUACCCUAUAUAUCAGCACAUGAGGUGUCCAAGUAUGCUGAGAAUUUCCGAACAUCGUGUAGCUGUGUUGUAAAAACAAUUGAACCUCACGCUACUGCAACAGUGCAUGAUCUUAAAGCUGUUGUGUCGAAGAUCAAUUGUCUUGAGGAAGAAAGAAGCAUUCCUCCUUGGGAUGAUGAAAACAUCCCAGAAGAGAUUGUUAUCGUGAAGCCAAAUCCAGGCCAUGUGCUGCAGCAAACUGAAUGGUCAAAUGUUGGAGCUACUGAGCUAAUUUUAUCAAAUGGCAUGCGAGUUUGCUAUAAGAGGACAGACUUCUUUGAUGACCAGGUUCUCUUCACAGGGUUCUCAUAUGGGGGCUUAUCUGAACUGCCUGAAAAAGAGUACUUAUCUUGCUCAACCGGUUCAACCAUUGCCGGAGAAAUUGGUAUUUUUGGUUAUAGACCAUCAGUUAUAAUGGAUAUGCUUGCUGGUAAGAGAGCCGAAGUUGGGACGAAACUUGGAGCAUAUAUGAGAACCUUUUCUGGUGACUGCUCACCUUCAGACCUGGAAACUGCCUUGCAGCUGGUUUAUCAACUAUUUACAACAGAUGUGGAACCAGGGGAAGAAGACAUCAAGAUAGUUAUGCAAAUGGCAGAGGAAGCAGUGCGUGCUCAAGAGAGAGAUCCUUACACUGCAUUUGCAAACCGUGUGAGGGAACUCAAUUAUGGAAACUCCUAUUUCUUUAGGCCAAUCAGAAUUAGUGACAUUAAAAAAGUUGAUCCAUUUAAGGCUUGUGAAUACUUCAACAACUGUUUUAAGGAUCCUUCGAGUUUUACGGUCGUGAUUGUUGGGAAUAUUGAUCCUGCUAUUGCACGUCCUUUAGUCUUGCAGUAUUUGGGUGGAAUUCCAAGGCCUCGUGAACCCAUUUUUCAGUUCAACCGUGAUGACCUCAAAGGGUUGCCUUUCACUUUUCCUUCAACCAUAAUUAGAGAAGUUGUUCGCAGCCCUAUGGUGGAGGCACAAUGUUCAGUGCAGCUAUGCUUUCCUGUCGAACUGAAAAAUGAAACCAUGAUGGAAGACAUUCACUUUGUUGGUUUUCUGAGCAAACUUCUAGAGACUAAGAUUAUUCAGGUUCUCCGUUUCAAGUAUGGCCAGAUAUACUCUGCCGGCGUUUCUGUAUUCCUUGGUGGUAAUAAACCUUCAAGAACUAGUGAUGUUCGUGGGGAUAUUGGUGUAAAUUUCUCUUGUGAUCCAGAUAUCUCCAACACACUGGUGGAUCUGGCUUUGGAUGAAAUAUUACGUCUCCAAGAGGAAGGACCUUCAGAUGAUGAUGUUUCAACCAUACUUGAAAUUGAGCAAAGGGCCCAUGAAAAUGGAUUGCAGGAGAAUUACUACUGGUUGGAUAGAAUUUUACGCAGCUACCAGUCAAGGAUCUAUACUGGUGACGUUGGCACUUCUUUUGAGGUUCAAGAUGAGGGUCGUUCCAAAGUUAGAAAUUCUCUGACCCCGUUAACAGCCCAGUUGGCAUUACAACGGAUACUGCCCUUCCCUUGCAAAAAGCAGUACACUGUAGUGAUCCUGAUGCCUUGGGCAUCUCGUUUUAAGCGGUUAAGGUCAUUCAUCCGUUCUGUGCCAAACCAUUAUGGUAGAGAUGCAAUGAUUUUAGCAGGCAUCGCUGGCUUGACGGUUAUGGUUCUUAGUUUGUGGAGAUAUUCAAGGAGUACCCUCAAAUCGUAAGAGUACAUAUGUUAAAUGAGGUUUAAACAACUAGAUUACCAAAUGAUGGAAGAGCACAUAUCCAUUCAUUCAAUCUGUGAGUCGGAACUGCUGAGGAAUGCUAUCGAUGGUUCUGUUAAGAGGAACAGCUCUGACUUGGAAUUUCAUUGUCGGAUCAAUUUUGAUAAAAUUUAUUCAUUGCUAAAGCAACAGUGUUCUUAAUUUAUUACUACAACCGUUCACAAGAUUUAGAAUUAUGGUCUCCCUUGUACCAGUAGAAUAGUGAAGAGCACUUCAUCGGGCGCUCUCUUCUGUUGUAAUAUUAGUAUGUUACGCCUCGUUAUAAUAAAAUCGAUUGGAAGUUUCAAAUUGA
Molecule: messenger RNA, 3540 nt
Organism: Rhododendron vialii
Lineage: Eukaryota; Viridiplantae; Streptophyta; Magnoliopsida; Ericales; Ericaceae
Product: zinc protease PQQL-like
Exons: 21
Coding region: 159-3188 (1009 amino acids)
Biological process (GO): proteolysis
Molecular function (GO): metal ion binding; metalloendopeptidase activity
Source: RefSeq, a predicted model, not a curated record